Molecule: messenger RNA, 6417 nt
Organism: Dendroctonus ponderosae (mountain pine beetle)
Lineage: Eukaryota; Metazoa; Arthropoda; Insecta; Coleoptera; Curculionidae
Gene: Tdg
Product: formin-like protein 5
Exons: 6
Coding region: 459-2831 (790 amino acids)
Biological process (GO): base-excision repair, AP site formation
Cellular component (GO): nucleus
Molecular function (GO): mismatch base pair DNA N-glycosylase activity; DNA binding
Source: RefSeq, a predicted model, not a curated record
CAAAUAAUCAAAUACGGAAGAGAAAAGUGAACUGAGCGCUGUAUUUGGGGUUAUAAGAGAAACGCGUUAUCGACUUCUGAUUUAAUUGAACAAAUUAGGUCGUGCGGUAUUAGAGAUCUGGGAUCGGGAAAAUAUAUGUAAAGAUUUUUUUCCACGGUGCUGUUUGUAAAUUUUUUUGAUAGAAUGCGCUGCGAAAAAAAGUGUCGUCAGGCGUCGAAGGAAACAGCGACGCUAACGGAGACAUCACCAAUGAAUGCCGAGCAGGGCUUCUACAAAAAUACAGGCCGAGGCUGAUAACAUAUUGAUUUUUCAAAACGUUUGUUGAACCAAUCACAGACUUAGAACUAUUUUUAAAGGGUGAGGUUGUCUGGUUUUUCUGAGCUAGUGCAAAUAAGCUAAAUGUGAAGUGAGAGCCGCUUUAUAUAAUUUUGGCGAGCGAAAGCUCGCUGGAUCGGCUGAUGCAGGUGGCUACACUUUUCCGUGAGUCCACCACUUUGCUGGGGGAAACUAUGGAAUCGGGCGGAGGUGGGCCACCACCGGAUGCAUCGGGUCCUCCAGGCCAAUUGUCGUACGACAAUUAUAACCAUCCAGUGAAUUAUCCCCAUAAGUACAAGCUAAAUAUGAAACUGGAAACUAACGAUGAUGGCUAUGAAACCAGUGCGGAUAUGCUGAUGAACCCUGCUAACGUGAACCACAACCAUGAAGUGAAACCGAAAAAAAUGGAAGACCCUUAUAGUUUCAUCGACGACGAUCCCAUUCCAUUGCUUCCAUCAGUUCAAGGACCUACACACAUGAUGCAUCCGAUGCCACCACUGAACCCAAUAAUGCCUGGUCCCAAGAAAAGAGGCAGGAAAAAGAAAAUUAAACCUGAACCUGGCGAUUUCCCUCAAGAGAUGAACGUAGGAAUUCCUAGGCCUAUUAAAGAACGCAAAAAGCAUGAUAGAUUUAACGGCAUGCCCGAAGAAGAAGUCUCAAAGCGAACGUUACCAGAUCAUCUGACUGAAAACUUAGAUAUUAUAAUUAUUGGAAUCAAUCCAGGGCUAUUUGCUGCUUACAAGGGUCACCACUAUGCUGGACCAGGAAAUCACUUUUGGAAGUGUUUAUAUUUGUCUGGGCUCACCCCACAGCAAAUGUCUGCUGAUGAAGAUUAUAAAUUGCUUCAGGUCGGAAUAGGGUUUACAAAUAUGGUUCAACGUGCUACAAAGGGAAGUGCGGAUUUAACUCGUAAAGAAAUUAAGGAAGGUAGCCAAAUUCUGUUAGACAAAUUAAGAAAAUUUAGGCCUAAAAUUGCGGUGUUCAACGGCAAGCUGAUUUACGAAGUUUUCUCGGGGAAAAAAGACUUUAAGUUUGGAAGACAACCGGAUCUGGUAGAGGGCACUAGCAUCCAUAUGUGGGUAAUGCCCUCAUCUAGCGCAAGAUGUGCUCAGCUUCCCCGUGCAGCUGACAAGGUGCCAUUUUAUGCUGCUCUAAAGAAAUUCAGAGAUUAUUUAAACGGUUUAAUACCGGAAAUCGACGAAAACGAAAUGGUUUUUAGUGAACCUAAAGUAAAAUCAUGUUAUGAGGCGGAGCCAAAAGCUGAUCUGUACCCGGAACUUACAGAUAUUAGCAAUGCUGUGAUUAAAAAUGAAGAUGGUACAAUAAUACCAUGCAAAAAGAAACGUGGGCGGCCAAAGAAAAUUAAAGUGGAGGGCGAGGAGCCGCCACCGAAGCCAGUUGUGCGGAAACCGCCACAACCCACCAUUAAUAAUUGCGGUGAUUUUCCAAAGAAAAAGAGAGGUCGGCCUAAGAAAGUGAAAAUGGACAGCGGAGAUUUGACUCGAAUGGAGAAUAAUGGGCCUGCCAAUAUGUCGCAGUGCUUUUCAAAUCCAUCGCCAAUCCAGUCGCCUAAUAAUUUUUAUCAGAUGGGUCCCGCAAUGACACCACCAAGUAAUGCAGGAAAUAUGUAUAAUUCACAGCCUCCAGUCUAUAAUCAGUCUCCAAGACCGCCAUACAGCCAGUCACCUCGGCCGGCUUAUAGUCAGUCGCCCAGACCGGCAUAUAGUCAAAGUCCAAGGCCAGCCUACAGCCAAUCUCCAAGGCACCAGUACAAUCAAUCUCCGAGGCCGCAAUAUAGCAACUCACCACGGCCUCCAUAUGGCAGCCAGUCGCCCAGACCGCAUUCUCAGCCAUUCACACAUUCUGAUCUCAGUUCUGAAAUUAGCGCAGCGAUUAGCUCAGAACAGCUGGGCUCGCCAGGAUCUCCUAUCGGUCCUCCUGACUUUGAGCCUCCCACAACAAUGGCUGAAGAUGCCGAAUGUCGGUUAAGUCCUGCACCAUCUACAAACAGCGAAAAUCCUCAUCAUUACCACAUGAGUCCUGCCGCAUCAACCAAUGGCGAGCCGCCACACCAUUACCAUUAUCAGCCGUACAAUAUGGAUCCACCACCACAAGAAACCCCUCAAUAUACUACUCCACAACAGAAACCACAAGAUAUUGCUUCAAAGAGCCUGUCAGGACUUGAAUCUCUGGUGGAUCAAAUCCCAAGCAUUACCGAUGGGGAAGCGCCCAUAAAUGAAACUCCAGAUCAGUAUUCUAAUAGUUAUACUGUAUCCUCAGCGAGGGCUAGUCCUGUUUCUUACAAUUACCCUCCUACUUCCGGGUAUCCGUUAUACCCAACUCCCACAUGGAGUGGGCAUUAUGAACCAAUGCCUCUGAGUUAUCCCCAGAUACCAUACCCGCAAAGCUACACACCAGGGAUUCACGUACCAAAUCCCAAUUAUCCUUAUUACAGUUACCCCCAGCCUACUCCACCACAUCCUCCCGGCUACCCACCCUACCUCGGAGGGUUUUGAUCGGUUUCUGUCGCUGUGUUUUAAUGUUGUGUACCUGUAAGAUAUGUUCGGCUAGUACCUAGCAAGUCUGUCCGCUUCAGUACAUAGUAUGGGAAAUUUAAGUGACUGUUCUUGGAGAAUGAUUAUAUGGAAAGAAAAAUAAGUACUUGAUGCUUUUGAGGUGUUUGUUUGCGUGCGCUGCUGUAAUACUCUUAGUCUCUGCGUUCGAAUAGGCACUUUCUUCGAUUUGGCUGUCAAUUACACAUUUUGGGUCAUAUUGAUCCAUUUCGGUACCUACAUUCAAUCAGAUGUAUUUUUUAAAAGUGUUAUAAGGCUGAAUUUUGAUUCGUUUCAAUAUUACGUCUACUCGAGGUUGUUCACUUCGCUUUUGUGAAGAUUUGAUUAAGUGGACACUACUACCACCCACUUUGUGCUCUAUUUCUGGGCUAUUAUUUUUAUACGAAAGUAAUAUGUUUUCCUUCAUAAAAAAAUUGGAAAAUUUUCGAAUUUUGAUGAUUCAAAGUAGAGUUUGAUCGUUCGUUUGUUUUACCACGUAGCGCAUUAUAUAUCACACUAAACAGUGUAAGAUCUGAAUCUUGCGCUGUUACGGAAACUUACGUAACAACUAGUGGAUUGAACUAAAAAAAAAAUGUGCGUCUAAAUGUAUUAAGUAGUUUUUACCUGAGACUGAACAGUUGCAAACUGAUGAGAGAAACACAUAGAACUCGUCAUCGGGAUUAUCUGGAGCCAAUUUUUCUGCAUUUUCCAACAACCGGGUAUUGUUUUAAGCUAAUAAUCAUUUUCCAAGCGGAGGACUUUGUAAAUGAUCUACAUUUAAUGUGAAGUUUCCCAUAUUAAACGAUGGUCACUUGCAUUUUGAAACCAGAGACUUGCACAGGGUAAAUGGUGAUAUUUUUUUGUCAUAAGUAUUUUCUCUAAACUUUGAAUGUUAGUUAGGCCGAGGGUUUGUGCAUUAAUAUCUACAUUCGGAUCUCAAGUCGGUCGUGUGUCUGUCAUCUGAAUGGUAGCCCUGGACUUAAUAGGAGAUACGUAAUUUUUCUGUUUUUUUUAUGGAUUUCUGAGUUUUAGUUUCUUCGUUUUGGCUUUUGAUCGUAUGUGUGGUAGCAAAAUCUCAGAAAUCGAUUGAAUCUCUGUAUUGUAGUUUACUUAAUCGGUUAGGUAGGUAAUUAAUUAGUUUAUCUACAGCAAAACUGCCAUCGGCGAGUAAAGCAAUCUAGAGUAUAAUAUGUCCGUCAAUAUUUUUUGGAAAUUAAAGCUAUGAGAAAACGUGAAAGAUUAGCUUUUGAUGGACAUGUAUCUAUUUUCUCGAAGAUGUUACAGUAAAGUAAUUUCCUAUGUGGAAUGAAAUGUAUCCAGAAUUAUAUAUCAUUUUCAAAUGUCUAGUCGCUUGGAUCUAGUCUUUAGCCUUAAAGACGGGAGAAGUUAUUUAUUAGUUUAUAUGUAUAUUUUUGAGAAUAUUUUUUUUAUUUAGAUGUCUUUCAUUAUGAUUAGCAAUAUUUCGCAAAGCAGCUGUGGUAUAAUUGAUGUACAUUAAAUCGGUUUUUCGGAAUAUAUUAGAGCUAGGUACGCGAAUGUUAAUAGCAUUUAUUUUGUUUAAAAUUUAAGUAGAAGACUUCGUGAGCUUUACUCGCAAGUAGCUUUAAAGGGACUGAGAUAUUAACGUUAAUGGUCCCCACAUCGAAAAACUUUAGUCUUCACUAACCACCAAUUUUUGGUCUUCUGAACGUGCCAACAACGUGUAUACUAAUUAAAACAAGAAAUCAUCGUAGAGUUUUUCAAUUUUUUGGGAUGUAGUUUAAUUUUUUCUCGGGAUUGCAAAGCUUUUCAGAACUAAAGCUAAACGCAAGCAUUUCAUUUUCGUUCUUAUUUUAUUAACAUAACAACACUAUAGCAUUUUUUUCAUUGCAAUAUUAAGUAGGUACUGGUUUUGUUAUGCGGAGUAUUUAAGAAAGUUUGUCGCUCUAUAUUAAUCUUUGAUGGGGUCAAGUUUUUCAAAUUGCCAAGUCCAGGGCUGUGUGAUACCCUAUCAUUAUAGCCGUAGGUCUGAUUCAUGUCAUGAUCGAAAUAAACAUUUGACAUAGCUCUGUUCAUCUGUUGUCCUUUCCUAGCCUCCCACCUCUACGUGUGUCCUUACAUAUCUCUGUAUUAUGGCGUUUUUGCGUGUCUCAGAUUGAGAUACAAGAGAGACGGAAAUAGUGGACUGACCAAACAUGUACAAAGUGUUCAAGUAGUAAGAAUUUAAAAUUAACAGUUUCUUUGUAGUGUGUAAAAUGUUAUAGUAGUGUCUAACGGAUAAACAUACUUACUAGAUCUUAAAUUUUGGUGAAAAUAUAUUUAUGCGGUAUGAUCGUUAGAUAAUAAUACGCUUCUUGCUUUUAAUUUUCAAGUAAUAAUAUAGAUGUAAUUUAGAACAUCUUCAUUACCUUACUUGCAGGACACUUAAUUGUCUUCAGUUAUUUUGUUCUCUUGGCCCAAUUUUUUCGUCAGUAACCACUAUUCAAACUCGUUCAAAUGAUGCAAAGGGAGAGUUUUUUCAAUUUAUUAGCCCAAUUUCGUGAAUAAUAUAAAUGGAGAUUUUUUGUGUCUAUCUCGCGAUUAAGUGUCGACAGAAUUUGUGAAUGCUUUCAAUGUUCGACGGUUAUAUGUAUAUUAAACAUUUUUUCCAAAAAAAAGUCAUAGGUGUUUCAUAAGUGUAAAAAUUGUAAAAAUAAAACGUAAGAAUACUUGUAGUCUUCUUUUGGGGAAAAAAUAGAAAAAUUUUGAUACAGGGUUGUAGAGUUCAAAAUGUAGCUUAUUAAUGGUGUGUAUAUGUAAUGUAAAAAUAUGCACCGAAUAGGUCUUAUUCUGCGGUAAUCCAUCUUAUUUCCUGAACACUCUGUAUUUAACUACUAUUAGCUAGAUGUGAAUACUUACGAAAACGUGAACCAAGUUUUUAACGAAAUUUUAGAUUUUAGACUAGAUAGCGUGAACUAAACUUUUGGGUUUUUCGGGGUGACUGUAAUUAAAUUUGCAGAUUGUCUAGUACAGUAUUCAAAUUGCCUAUUACAUUAAUUAAAGCAAACUAAGUGACCUACAAAUUAUGGCAAACGAGUGUACGUAAAUAAAAUUAAGAUUUAUACAAUUUUUUUCUAAUAUUUUAAGGUAAGAUUUACUACACACUAUUUCCCUCUCUUUUUGUUAAAUUAUUAAAUACAAAGAGACGUUAUUUGAUUGUCAGAAUAAUUGUUAAAAUAGAAUUAUGUGAUCACUGAAUUCUAUCCCUACAAGAAAAAAACCAGUAAUUGUAUUUAAACUUUAUUUGUCUGAUGUUUGAUAACUGAUUGAUCAAAUUGUCAUAAAAAAUGAGGAAAUUUAUUCUGGCUAUUGAAAACUUUCUCACAAGUUGCAAGUGGUUUUUUGGUUUUUGUAGUCAUAGAACUGAUAUUUAUUUAAAACUGUUUUUACUUGUUCAUUGUGUUAUCUAAUGAUUGUUAUGUAUGAUGAUACUCCGUUUAGCCGUUUUUGAAAACCUCUCCCACUAUUCUUUUUGUACUUUAAACAGCAUUAACAAUUUAAGGACAAAAAAAUAAAUUUUGUUUAAAUCCCA